GACGCUUCGCCAGCAAAUGUAGUGACGGGGCGAGGGGGAACGGGUGGGUACAAACUAGAAGUGGGGAAAUUUAGGUGAGACAUUAGGAAGAAAUUCUUUACUGUGAAGAUGGUGAGGCACUGGAAUACGUUGCCCAGAGAGGUUGUGGAUGUCCCAUCCGUGAAAUGCUCGAGGUCAGGUGGGAUGGGACAACCUAGUUUAAUGGGACAUGUUCCUGCCCAUGGCAGUGGAUUGGGGCUGCAUGAUCUCUAGGGCCGCUUCCAACCCCUUAACAUUCUAUGGUUCUGUGACUUGCGUACUGCGCCUUUGAGCACCAAAAAAAUCCUGUCAGCAAACCAAUCUCAGCAAAAAAAAAAAAAACAAACAAAAAAACAAACCAAAAAAAAAAAAAAAAAACCAAAAAAAAAAACUGCUCCAACCGAGAGUGACUCCCUCCGGACGAGUUCGACAUUUACCAACCCCGCCGAGGCCGGUCCCACAUCCCGCUCCUUGAGGGCGGGAGCAGCGCGUGCUCCCCGCCCUGCAGCCAAUCAGCGCGGGGCCGCUGCCGCCGCCUCGCUCUGGCGGCGCUCGGAGCCAAUCAGCGCGCCGAGCGCUGUGCGGCGGAAGCCGGGGCUCGGCGGCACGCGGCGCCAUGGCUGCCGGCUCCGCGGGCGCGCUCGUGCGGGCGCUGGGGGCGCUGGGGGCGCUGGAUGGCGGUGGUGCAGCAGAUAAGAUUCGUUUAAUACCUCAAGACUUUUUUGCAGAGCUGUGUGAACAAAUAAUUCAACAUCUGAACCAUAAGAUCCCAGGUAUAAAUACAGCUGAAUUGUGCCAGAGAAUUCAAACAUCGGGGGUUGACAUUAAUGUUGGUGACCUGGCAAAAAUAGCUAACGCUCUUUCAUUUCUGUUCAGCACAGCAGCCAGGAACAACCUCUCUACAGAAGAACUCGUCGCCACCUUGGGCAGUGGCGUCAGCACGCUGCCAAAACAUGCAGUUCAAGUUAUUCGUCACGUGUGGAAUGAGCAUGGCAAAGCCAUUGCUGUGUCAGAAGAUGCAAGAAAUGUGGCCACAGUGGGGCAGUUUGUAGAUAUGAAAUGGAAACUGGGAGUUGCGAUGAGCUCUGACACCUGCAGGUCUCUGAAGUACCCGUAUGUGACAGUGACACUGACAGUGGCAGAUCCUUCGGGACAAAUAACAGACAAGUCUUUUGAAAUGACUAUCCCACAGUUCAAGAACUUCUUCAGACAGUUCAAGGAAAUGGCAUCUGUUCUUGAAACGGUUUGAAAGGAACUUGUAUUUCCAGUGACAUGUUGGAGGAAGAUCAAGUAAACUUUACAUUCUGCACAGGGAAUAAAGUGCCAUUGUUCAGCAAGGUACGUAUCCUUGUCUUCUUGACAGGAAUUGGUCACCAUCACCCUUGCAUUGCUGUGAAGAUUUCUUCGCUUUUUAAUGACUUGAAGUCAACUCUGCAGUGUUGGUGAAAACGUGUCCAGCUUUACCCAUCCUCGUAGACAAAAGAUCAGGAUGUGUAUGGAGAAGCAUCUCUGUAGACUUCCUAAUACCAACGAGUAAAAAACUGCACACAUACUCCAUACUGCAGAAAGACAACUGAAAAUGUUGACUGGGAAGAUACUGAGACAGGUUUAAAUUCCGAGUUAAUAUUUUUGUCUGUAAGAUUAGGAUGGGCUUGGACUCAACAAUAGUAUUACAUAUUAGGAGAAUAUGAAGUUAUGUGUAACAAGCAUACAGCUACUCUUGAAGAAUAGCAUUGUCAAGUAGCUGAUUGCAGCUAUUUGCAGAUCUGGCUUCCAGUUUUUUAUUAACUGGAAAAUGUACUUGUCCUAACACCUUGUUUAUUUCAAAUAUUUAUUUCCCACCACCUAGACUUAUAAAGACUGAAUUAAUGCAUUGAGUUUUUCCAGAGACCAAAAUUCUCUCUAAUGAAGCCCAGAGGCUAAUUUUACAUAAAGGUAGAAAGGCAGAUUAAUUCAGAAGUGUUUUAAUAGGUUUCUGCUUUUUCAUUCCAUCCAUUGUUAAUCUGUGGCAUUCUGCUUAAUAUUUUGGUCAGCAGUCUUCUUUCUAAUUAAAUUAAAAUAUUGAUGUAGUUACCUCACUUUAACUUCUGAACUAGAAAAUCAAGAGGAAACUUGAACAUUCAGGCCGGAGAGGUGGCCAAGCACAUCAGAGAAAGGACCACACUAAGACUUCUUCGUGUGUUGCAUUGUAACAGGCAGCCACUGGACUGUGUUCUGUAUGCUUGCCUUAAGAAGGUGUCCUAACCAACAAAAUUUUGGCUUUGAUGUUGAAGAAUGGGGGCAUUUCUAAAGGGGGUGAUAAAUCCAAUGUGCUUGCAUGCUCUCCUCUUAAUUUUUUCCCUUGAAUUUUCCAUAAAACAAAACACACUGCAAAUAAUGUGGGAUGAAAUAAAAGCAAUACUGUUGCAUCUCCACAUGUGCUGGUGGUGUAAUAGAACAAAUAAAUCUGAAGAGAGAUAGUUCAUGCUGAUAAGCAGAUUGAAGUUUCUGCUUCAGCUUCAGGCUGCUAGAGACUGAGUACCAGCUUUGCUGGGACAGAUCCUCAAAUGAUUUCAGGGCCACUUAAAUUGCAAACAUCUACUGUACCUUUCUGACUCAAAUAUUUUUUUUAAAUUAACAUUUUUAAGAGUUGGCUGAAGCUGAUACAGGUUAUACCUGCCUUUUGUGCUAUGAAAAUAAACUGCAGACAUUGUGCGUGCUGCAUAUGCUACAAUCCUUUCAGGGAUGCCCCUAUUUUAGGCAUUAUGCAUGAUGCAUAAAGACAUUGGUUAGAAUUGGUUAGAAGCCCAAAUAAGUGAAACAGUUUUGGCUUUGACAAAAGUCUUUGGCCAUGACCCUGGGUCUGGAUGAUUCUUUCUUUAUGCUGGUUGAAGUCUGAGGUGUUUGCCUUGUGGCUGGGGAGGGCAGAUUGGUCUUAUCUGGGACGCUUCUGGUACAGUAUCACAGAAUGCUCUUGGGAGCACACUUCCUGUUUGCCUCUUCCCUUAUCUGUCUGCAAGGGCUCAGAGCUGAACACAGAGCACACAAAUGUGUAUGGAAAAGUGAUGUGAGCAGCUGUUGGUUUUUUUUCUGUUGCUGUUUUUUAAUUUGCAGAAGUUGGAGUGUAAGGCUGCAAUAACUGGAAAACAUCGUUGUGCUUUGGCCUAGUGAAUUAAUUGUUUUACAUCAGUGCAAGAGUUCCAGGAAAAAAAUAAGGUUGUUUCUUUCUUUUUUUUUUUUUAGUAAAGCUGGAGUCUUAUAAAUAAUUUCCUGUUUGUUCUAAUGCACAUAAAUUCUUCAUAUAGCUGGAAAUACUUGUGCCUUCAUUGGAACUGCAUGGAAAAGAAGAUGUAAUUAAUCAUGUCUUAACAGUUCAGUAGAUGUGGGAAGGUAAUGAGGAAAUUCCCAAUUAGCAUUUUUGCUUGCUCCAUCAGCAAGAGGAGAAAGUUGUCAGCCUUUGUAAAUGCUUUUAUUUUGUCAAGUCAGAUAUUCUGGAAGCAUUGAAUAUAUUUUUUAAAUGUCCCUGAAUUCCAGCAUGUUCUAAUUCUGGCUGGAAGAUGCUUGGACAUGUAUACUGUACCAAUUUACUGUCUGGAGAAUUUUCAGAGAAGUUAUGAUUUAAAGUUGGCUAUGUACUCAAACUUUUGAAAUGUGUCCUGAUCACUAUCAGCAGGAAUUCCUCUACUGAGUAAUGGAAGAAUUAAGUAUUUUAUUAAAAGGAAACCAAACAAAAAAAGGUAACAGUUUUAAGGGUAGCAAUACUAAUAUGUCCAAACAAACUGAUGAUUUGUUUGGCUGCAUAUGCAGAAACCAGAUCUUUUCAAAGAGAAUCAGGAGUCCUUGUGUAUUUCUAAUUCUAAUUGUUGAUGAAUAGAAAUUGUAUAACAUGAAUAUUUUUGUAAGUCCACAGUCAUUAAACAUGUA
Molecule: messenger RNA, 3921 nt
Organism: Cinclus cinclus
Lineage: Eukaryota; Metazoa; Chordata; Aves; Passeriformes; Cinclidae
Gene: COMMD6
Product: COMM domain containing 6
Exons: 7
Coding region: 635-1267 (210 amino acids)
Molecular function (GO): NF-kappaB binding
Source: RefSeq, a predicted model, not a curated record